GUUAGAGGCCGGGGGCUUAAUUUCAUCUCCUUAGAAAUUUCAAGAUCAGCUCGGUCCCUUGGAACAAGGCCAUGUCGGGUUCUUGACUUGAAGGAGUAACUGACAUGAAUUAAAGAAAGAAGAAAGGAAGAAGUGGAGUGAGAAAGAAAGAAACAUGGAGCCAGAGGGAAGGUUUUGAAAACUAGCUCGAGGCCUUUAUUAAGAGAACCCAUUACACAUUUACACCUGAUAGACUUCAGGCAGACAGGGAACAAUACAGCGAGUUACUUCGCAGAUAUAAGGUAUUUCACACAGUUUAGCCAAAUUCAAAUUCUUGAUCUGGGGAAAAGCUCAUUUUUUUUUUAAUGGAUGCAGACUCCUUGAUAAGGAAGCUGGGAAGGGGAGAACAGACACUUGGGAGACUCCUGGGUCUGUGUUUGAUAUAUUAAAUCCAAGGCUGCUUGUAAUGCUAACUAGGAAGGCCAAGGUGAGCACCUUCAGAAGAGGCCCGAUUUCAAUGGUGCAUUCUGGCAGAGUUUGCCAAGGAACAGACUUUUUAGGAAUUUAGACUAGUUCCCCAAAUCUUUCUUUUUUGAGGGUUAGAACUUCUUAACUCACAAAUAUUUCGGAUAUUGCCACAACAAGAAAAAUGCUUUUGCAAUUAUCUCUUGGGGUUUUUUUCCCCCCUGAAUCCUGGCUUUUGUCCCAUUGGAUCCAGUGUGGCAACAUCAUUUCUCUCAUUGUGAUUCAGUCCAGGCAAUCCCAACUGUCCAGUAGCCCCAUUGCUCCCUCCUCCAAUCUGUCAUAGUGCCUAAGGGCCUCACUCAGUCACUCUCCUUUACCCCACUGCCUAUGGUCCUGGAUCAGAUUUAUUUGGUAUGUGUCCAUGGCAUGUCUGCUCAAUGAGACAGUAAGCUAUUCAAAGGCAGAGGAUGCCGUUUUCACCCUCAGAUGCCCAGUCUCGUUAGUACCUUGCCCUUAGGAAGUAAAGGCUCAGUAAAUGUGAUAAAUCACAUUGGAUCGGAUUGAAAAGCUGCCAUUUUAACGCUCAGGACUUUGGUUCCUUGGGGUUGGCUGGCUGCUCUGGGCCUUUCUAAAGGACAAAGGCCUUGACAGAAGCUUAGCAAGGUUGGCCGGGGAGACAGCAGAGAAAGAUGGUGACCCUCACUUUAUUUACCACGAGUCCCUCUUCCGUCUUGCUCAUAGUCUCCCAGAAGGCAGGCUUUUCGGCCCUCUCAGAAAAGCUUUUGUGGCCCAAAUCUCCUCAGGCCUGCCUCAGAACUGGCCUGUGGGAACCAGGAAGGACAGGCAUGGCCACCCUCUUCACUGGGAAAAUCUUGAUAAGGAACAACAGCGACGGGGAUGAGGUGGACACAGAGCAGGAGCUGAGCCUCAGGCUGGACAACAGGGUGCUGCUGCUGUAUUUUGGGGCCGGGGAGUGCCCUCAAUGCCAGACCUUUGCCCCCAUCCUCAAAGAUUUUUUUGUGAAGCUCACAGAUGAGUUCUACGUGAAUAGGGCCUCACAGAUUGCACUGGUAUAUAUCUCCCAAGAUCAGACCAAAGAGCAACAAGACUCGUUCCUCAGAGAUAUGCCCAGGAAGUGGCUAUUCCUGCCAUUCCAAGAUGAGCUGAAAAGGGAUCUUGGGCGCAUGUUUGCUGUAGACCACAUCCCCAUGGUGGUUGUGCUGAAGCCCAGUGGUGAGGUGGUCACCAGGGAUGCCGUGGAGGAAAUUGGCCGACUUGGGCCCGCCUGCUUCUGGAACUGGCAGGAGGCCUCUGAGGUCAUUGACCGGAACUUCCUAACAGCCGAAGACUUUGAUGACUUGGCACCCAGGAGCCUCACCGACCCCAUCCGACGUCUCAAAUAUAAGAUUGAGAAGGGGAUUUUGAGAAGCCCCACUGCACAGGACGAUAACAUAUCCAUUAUUGAGCUUGGCCAUACUAUAAAUUGGACUGAUGAUCUGAUGGUCAGCCAUAACUCGUGAGGCUUAGAAAAUAAAUAAGGAGCUCCUGCAGUCAACUUUUUGUGACAGAAGACCAAUCCAACACAGAGAGGCUGGACUUUUCUGGGUGAAGAAAUAAAGUGCCUAAAGAAGGGCCAGCUGCCUGUCUUGGCAAUGCCAAUAAACUUAAUAUUAGGCCUGAGAUACACCUUCAGUUUUGACUUUUUAAAUUAGGCACCUAAGUAAAGAAACACCAAUAACUAAAAAGGAGAGUAAAAGAUCAAGCAGGAUAUUAAGAGAUAUUAAAGAAUGACAAGACAGACAUCUAUAUUACACAGGAAAAAUUCAGACUAAGAAAUACAAUUUGUAGGCCAUUCAAAAAUCACAAUCUUUUACUUUGUAAGCUUUUGAAUGUCUAAUUUAUAUCUCUGGGUCUUCCCUACAUGAUUCAUUCUGUCUUUACCUCUAUACUUAAGCACAAACAAUCCUUAGGAAACCUAAAUCAGUCAUAUCUACUUAAGGGAUAUGAAGAAUUAGAUUAACAACCAGAACCACAUUGUGAAUACACACUUUAGGCUCAACAAGACCAAUUUUCCCAAUGAUUAUGCCAAUGACUUCCAUGAUGAAAGGAAGAGAAAGAACCUGUUUGAGAAUGUGUAGGUGAGAGCCAAAGAGGAUAUAUGACCUGCAUAUAUAGCCUCAGACAGACAAUGCAACCGGGGUAGUAGGUUCCUUGUUUCUAAACGUUAAUGAAUGAUUCUGAAACUCUGGUAACUUACAUCAAUU
Monodelphis domestica (gray short-tailed opossum) is the source of this 2708-nucleotide messenger RNA. NCBI's taxonomy places the organism in Eukaryota, Metazoa, Chordata, Mammalia, Didelphimorphia, Didelphidae. The record is from RefSeq and is a predicted model, not a curated record.